GUGACAGAAUUUAGACAACUAACUAAGGAAGUGCCAAUUUUAUGACCUUGUAAACUUCCUCUAAGUCCAGUUUCAUUAAUGUCUUGUAUCCUUCUUUUUGCCCUUCUCAAAGACAGGCAUUCAUCCUGAAGAAAAGAUUGAUUAUCAACCAUCUCACUGGGAUGAUCAUUCUCAUCUUGGUGGCUGUGAUCUCCUCUGCCACAGGUAUAUCUCAGGGUAUAAGACAAAGGUGUGACACCCAACAAUUCUGUGUCACAAUGAGUGGAGAGGAAAUAACAGCAGAAGCUGGACUCUGCGCCAUUUUACCCUGUUCUUUCACUACUGUCAAUAGAUUCACUCCUCAGAGUGCAGUUUGGUACAAAUGUUCUCCGUCAAAGCGUAAAUGUCCUUCAUCAGACAUAAUAUUCCAUUCCAAGGACAGUGACAAAGCUCAGCUUGAUUUUCUUGGACGUGUGGCAUUGCUGGAUCCUGAUCUGAGCCACAACAACUGCACCAUCAUCAUUAAUGACCUGGCAAAGUCAGACUCUGGAUCAUAUCAGCUCAGAGUUAAUGGUAUGCUAAAUGGCCAGAAAGACGGAUUUUUAUUCUCAAUGAGAACGACUUUCUCUGUUCAAGAUCUGAGCCAGAGGCCGACAGUGAUGAUUCCGGCACUGACAGAGGGACAACAAACAGCACUGAUCUGCACUGCUCCAGGACUCUGCUCUGGAUCUGUUCCUACAUUCACAUGGACAUGGAGAAGAAGACAGGAGAGUCCUUACAUAGUGGAAAAUAACAUGACGUUAAGCACCGAGAGCCUGACUGCUGUGGCACAGACACACACUUCAACUCUGUCUUUCAGCCCUUCAGCCGGACAGCACGGCACAAAGCUCACUUGUGCUGUCAUUUUCAGACAUAACGUGAUCACAGAGGAGAUGGCAAUUCUGAAAGUUACAUAUGUGAAAGAACUGAAAAUCACUGGAGAUAAAAUUGUGAUGGAAGGUGAAGAUUUGAAUCUGAUCUGCAGUGUUGAAAGUUACCCUCCAUCUCUUAUCACAUGGAUUCGACUUGAAUCCAACAAAAACCUGCCUAAUGAAACAAACACCAUUCAGCUGAAUGACACAGGAACUGACGCGGUGAACAACACAAGGAAAGUCACACUUGUCAUCAAUAACGCGAGUGCAGAAGAUUCUGGACAGUACAUCUGUAAGGCAAAACAUCUGAACAAGACCUUGACAGAAAAAAUUAAUAUAACAGUGAUGUAUGUGAGAGAACCUGUCCUCACAGGAAACAAAACUGUGGAGGAGGGUGAUGCUCUGAACCUGACUUGCGGUGUUGAAAGUGUUCCUCCAUCUCUUAUCACAUGGACUAAACCUGUCUCCAACAUAAACCUCCAAAGUAAAACCAAAUCCAAGCUGAUGAGCAACACUGGAACGGCCACUCUUGUCAUUCCCCACCUAACAGCACAAGAUUCUGGAUGGUACCACUGUACUGCAAACUACCUAAACACUACGCAGACUAUACAUGCCUACGUAACAGUGUUUUCGCUGCCAAAGAUCCUGGCCGGCUCUGGAUGCACACUUCAGUCUGAGGUCCUGACUUGUGUAUGUGCCACUCGAGGAAUUCCGUUACCUGUCAUCAAAUGGCCACUGUUGGAAAAACACACAGAAUACUCUGUGGUUACCACUGUGACAAACUACACAGUUAACACCACCCUCAUGUUGUCGGUGAAAGACAUCAACAAUUCCACAACCGAGUGUGUCAGCAGCAAUAAAAAUGGCAACGCCAAAGAGAAGCUCACCAUUAUCAUGAAGGAACAGAAACCAGUGGAGGAGCAGACCAGUGAAUCAUUCGUUGUGACACGGCCAGAAGUGAUCAUUGCAUUUUUGAUUGGUGCACUUCUUUGUGCAGUGCUGUUCUGUUUGAUAAAAUUAUGCCACAGAAAAAAACUGAAGAGCUCCAGAAACCUGGCUGACAACCUAGAAAUGGAGACCGGUCGUCAGGAACCACUGAUAAACGCUGGUCAAUCAUUGGAGCAUGAUCUGAACUUCCACCACCAAAUGGAACUCAGUGAGACUACAGCAUUGGGUAAAUUGCCUCUUGACCUUGAUGGUGAUCCAAAAGAAGUGCAGUAUGCCAGCAUCUAUUUUCCAAGAAAGAGUCCCACAAACACAGUGAAGAGAGAGACCACAAAGACGGAGUAUGCUGAAAUUAAGAAAGCACAAAAAGAAACGAGACAAGACAGUCACGGAGAGCAAGAUCAAGUGAAGUGGACAUCUGGGGAAGAUAAGGAUACAAAACUUUGUUUGCCAGAAGAGCAGAAUUGUGAGGAGGCAGUGUAUUCCAACGUGAAAGAUAUAAUGGGGGAGAUUUGAUGAGUGAGUUAGUCGAGUAAAGUCGAUAUGAAUCUGUGAACUGUCCUGUGGGGACUUUCAGGUUACUCUAUAAACACUUAAAGGUUUAAAUAUGGUUAUGUUAAAUAAUGAUAAUUUAAAAAAAAAACUUCAAGGAGAAACCUUCGCAAUUUAGCUGUAUUUCACUGCUGUAUGUAUUUGUAUAAAGUGCUUUGUUGGAUUUAAAGUAUUGAUGUAUGUCUGUGUAUAUACCAAUUACAACUUUAGAGUUAUACUGAGAACAGGUUCUGUGAUGCGACGUCUUCUUGAGUGAAAAGAGACUUUGCACAGGGCUUCAUGUUCAAGUACUGAAAAUCUACGCACAAAACAUACCCCGAUAAUACAGUUUGAGCAGCAUUUAGCCUCUAUAGGCCACUGCUCAAAAACUAAUGUAUGUUCAAAUGAAAGCUUAAUAUUUUUUUCUUAUUUAGCCAUAAUGCAAAUAAAUAAAUAAACUACAUUUCUGUAGCUCACACAUUCAUGACAUUCAGGUUGAAGUCU
Molecule: messenger RNA, 2870 nt
Organism: Thalassophryne amazonica
Lineage: Eukaryota; Metazoa; Chordata; Actinopteri; Batrachoidiformes; Batrachoididae
Product: sialic acid-binding Ig-like lectin 10
Exons: 9
Coding region: 162-2351 (729 amino acids)
Source: RefSeq, a predicted model, not a curated record